AAGAAGAAGAAAAAGUAGGGGUGCUGAGGUAGCGCUGCCGCCAUUUUGGACUGUCGAGCUUGGACUGUUGCGGCCAGACAACAUUCAAGAUGUCAAGGAGAAAGGAUGAAAAAAGUCAAAGAAAAAAGUGUAGUGCAAUCAAUUGCAAGAACUAUCAGUGGAACACCCCGCACCUGGCCUUCCACCGUUUCCCGAAGGAUCCCGACAGGUGUGCAAGGUGGGUGCAUAACUUGAGAAAUGCCUCUCUGGAGGGGAUAAGCACCCAGCAGCUCCACCAGAGCUACAGAGUCUGCAGUGGCCAUUUUCAUUCUAGCCAGUUCAAAAGGCCAUCAGAUGUCCACGCUGGACUGAUUUGGAGUGCUGUUCCCACAAGAGUGAAUGUCCCAAACCCACCACCUACACUAGCGGUGGAGAAAAAGCGAAAGCCUCCAAAGAAGCGCCAGGAGUUGCCACUAAAGAAACGUAAACUUAUUGCCCGCCCGUCAUCACCAGAUGUUGCUGCAACAGGGCCUACUCUGCCUCCACCGCCAUCAGCAGAGGACAUUCCGGGGCCUUCUUCACAAGCACCACACACCAAUACAACACCAAAACACCAUGACUGUAUAGAUUCAAUGAAGGCACAAAUCCGGAGAUUGAACUCGCAGGUGUGCAGGCUGAAAUCGCAGGUGAAAGAUCUCAAACAAAAAAAGAGUAGCAAGGCUGUGGCAAAGGGGUUGCUCAUGAAGGAGCUGCAGCGUGUGUUGCCGGCCAAAUCUUUUGCCUUUGUUUACACACAGAUCCGCAUGUGCGAGCGUAAGGCUCCAGGUUUCCGUUGGUCCACCAAAGACAAAGCUUUUUUCCUUUCUCUCCUCCACACAAGCCCAAAAUGUUAUCGGCUUCUCUGCAAGGUGUUUUCGAUGCCAUCUGUUCGCACUCUGAAGAAGGUAAUGAAAUCGGUUGAUUUCAAGCCAGGCUUCAACCGCAGUGUCCUGACAACAAUGCAGAAGGCCAUGGAGAACACCAAGCCAAUGGACAAGGUGUGUGCAAUCAUCACAGAUAAGAUGUCCAUCAAGGAAGCCGUCCACUACAAUGAGUCUGCUGACAAGGUCGAGGGGUUUGAGGACUUGGGGAAAGGACAGCGGAGUCCAUAUGUGGCCAACUAUGCCUCAGCCUUCAUGGUGAUGGGCCUUUUCAAAGAGUGGAAACAGCUCUUCGGAUACUGCUUCAGUAGUGGGCCCAUUCCUCAUGAUCGUCUCCAAUCACUACUGUUUGAAGGAAUCCGUGAGCUGAGAAGUGCAGGGAUGGAGUGUCUUGUUUUCAUCUGUGACCAGGGUGCUGGAAAUCGUGCCAUGCUCACGCGCCUUGGGGUGACUAAGGACCAGCCGUAUUUCGAUGUUGAUGGCAUCAGAAUUUUCUGCAUGUGGGAUCCACCGCACCUCAUAAAGAACAUCAGGAACAAUUGGAGGAACCACGGCUUUCAAUUGGAUGGGAAUGAGAUCACCUGGGCCAUCUUGGAAGAUCUGUAUGCUUAUGACAGCAAACAAGAAAUUCGUCUUUGUUGCCGUCUAACAAAAAAACAUGUGUAUCUCCCUCCAUUUGCCUCCAUGCAUGUGAGGUUUGCUACACAGGUCCUGAGUCACUCAGUUGCAGUUGGAAUCAAGACACUGUCAGAAGUCAAGCGUCUUACUGGCAAACUUCAACAAAACUACAUAGCGGCCGCCAAGUUCUGUGAAAGCUUUAACGGCCUGUUUGACUGCUUCAACUCCAAGCAGUUGAAAGACUCUCACAAGCUGAAGUCUGGACUGUCUGAAGUGUCUGCUCAUUUUCCAUUCCUGGACAGCUGCAUGGAGUGGCUUCCACGUCUGAGGCUUCUAGAUGCUUCUACAACCAAGCAGGUCCCAUGUGUUGAGGGGUGGCAGCAUAACAUCCUGUGCCUCAUAAUGCUGUGGUGUGAUCUUCGUGAGCGGCAUCAGGUGUCCUUCCUGUUGACAAAUGGAUUAAAUCAAGACUGCCUGGAAAAUGCCUACUCAAGUAUUAGAGCCCGCGGUGGUAAUCGUGACAACCCUGACUCUGUCCAGUUUGAAUGUGAACAUCAGGCUGUGGUCACAGGAUUGAUGUUCAACAACUGUGAAAAGACCAAUUGUGAAGAAGAUCUCAACACGUUCUUGCUGCAGAUCAGUACAUAUGCCUCCCAGAACUGUCCCCCGGGCAUCAGUGACGCAGAGAGGAUUGCAAAGGAGCACAGCUACUCUCAAGGAGCUCCUGAUUCUGGGGCAACAGAGAUUGGGAUCCAUCCAGUGGAAUCCAAUCAGAGUCCUUCCAACCAAUCAGUCAGUGACUCUGGAGAUUUUGAAGGACUGAUGGACUGCACUGAGGUCAGGGUGAGAGAAACUCUCUUGAUGGGUGAGAAAGACAAGUCAGGGAGUGAGAUCGGCCUGCACCAGCUGUCUACCCCUUGUAAUGCUGUGGAUCUCAGAAUACAGAGACAAAGCUCAACCAGAACCAGUCUACAAGAACAUAAGAGUGGUGAUACUGUCCUGAAAUCUGACUUCGACCCGCCUGAAGGUGUUCUGGACAUGCUGAGCAAGAUGACUCCAGUUUCGUCCUCCUCUGCAUUUGACCUUGAUGGAAAUGUGCUUGUGUAUAUUGCAGGCUACAUUGUGAAUAAGGUUGUGGGUAAAUUCUCUGGUCCUGAAGGUCCCUGUAACAACUGCUCACUUCUCACUACAUACGUGCCUACUGAUAGCAGAUACACAUUUCUCAAGGACAAGCAAUAUACUGACCUCGUCUUAGGUGAGAAAGGCCUGAAAGUGCCCAGCACAGCACUGGUUGAUUUGAUCACUGCCCUUGAGUCUAACUUUCGGAAAAAUGUAAACUCAGUGAUCCACACACUAUGUUUGGGACAGAAGCUAUUUAACAGUAGCAUGGAGGUUGUCAGUGAGUGUAGUGAGGUAGUGUGUGGUAAGGAAGCAUGCAGACAUUUGCUUGUUUACAUGGUUAAACUGUUCAACAGGAUCAGAAUUCACCACUUCUUGCGCACCCAAAAUAGGAGAAUCUCCCAGCCAAAUCAGAAGCGGAAUAGAAAGUUUUUAAAACUAAGCCAUAACUAGAAAAUGCAUUUCCUGCAGAAAUAAAUCACAAAGCAUUGCUGAAAAUUACAGAAAUUCGAAAUUAAAAUAAUACUAGUUCAUACCCCGUCGGGGCAACAUAACAUCUGCCACGAUUUAUACUUUCUGCCUAUGCCAAUGCUCAAUGGCCAUGUGCAGUUUGAGAUGGAUUGGCCAGCCUGUUCAAAGCAGCAACUGCUUCAUUGCCUGAAUGCAUCACCUGACUGGUUCGUUAAUGAAGCAGAUCAAAGUAGUGAUGGCAGUGUGACACUGAAGCUUUGAUACAAAGCAAUUCCAUUGAACCACUGCUUCAAACCCUGCUUUGGAGCGUGAAAGAGAGGUUUGAGAUGGAUUGGCCAACCCGUUAGAAGCAGCAACUGCUUCAUUGCCUGAAUGUAUGAUUUGAGUGGAAUAAAGAUAGGCAAACUUGUUGCCAUUAUUCAGGCUGGUUGGCCCCAGCAAAAAACUGCUCAUUUGUAUUUGUGUUGUGAUAUUUCACGUAUAGACCUGAGAUAAAAUGUGACAGUUGUAUGAAUCUCUCUUUGUCAGAGGUGAGAUUGUAGCUACUCAAGCUGCAGCCCAACUGCACUUUGUAUUUUUACAUAGUUAUCUUAUACUUGGUUUCAUAUAAGCAAAAUGAGAUUGGCUGAAUCUAAAUCUGUAGCUAAAUUGAAGAAUCGUUAUCAUUUAAAAGAUGUACAGCACUCAUAUUUUACAUAUAAAUAUUUUUUACAUGUACUGGCUUUGCCUAAUGAUGUAACCGUGGUGUUGCACCAUCAUUUCACCUUCAAAAUAGGGUAAUAAAUGCAUUUUUCUGUAUGUAUGCAGGUUUAGCUUACAAUAUGGUUUGACUGAUUUUCUCCUGCCCACAAAAAAAAGAAAAAAGAAGUUUUUGGAGUUAUUUGUUUUGUGUUAAAAUCUAGAUUUCUUAUUCUUUAUCAAAUCUCCCACAGGACUGAUGGCAUAUUUUAUAUUUCUGUUUAAAUGUCUAUUUAUUUCUCUUACAAACACAAUUUGAUUGGUUUUACACUAUAAAUAUUUGAUCUUUAAUUUACCAUAUUCUUCUUGUAC
Messenger RNA from Epinephelus lanceolatus (giant grouper), 4157 nucleotides. RefSeq lists its product as uncharacterized. Lineage: Eukaryota; Metazoa; Chordata; Actinopteri; Perciformes; Serranidae. Gene Ontology annotation, molecular function: sequence-specific DNA binding. The record is from RefSeq and is a predicted model, not a curated record.